This is a messenger RNA of Paraphaeosphaeria sporulosa, 693 nucleotides long. RefSeq lists its product as uncharacterized. Bases 1 to 693 code for a protein of 230 amino acids. Lineage: Eukaryota; Fungi; Ascomycota; Dothideomycetes; Pleosporales; Didymosphaeriaceae. The record is from RefSeq and is a predicted model, not a curated record. The transcript has a single exon.
AUGGAGAAGCACAAUAUCCCAGAUCUGUUCAAACUCGUCUGGAAAACUCUGCUGUCCAGUCCGACCAAGUUCCCGGACAAACACAAAGGACCGACCGUCACGAAGAAUGAUCAUUUGAACCGCCGUCUCAUCUCGGCGUGUGAAAAAGGCUGUGCCGAAAUCUGCAGGCUUCUUGUUGACGAAUAUGGCGCAGACAUACACCACGUGAGCCACAACUACUCCACCACAUCGCUGGGGCGAGCAGCUGGAUCGAGCGCCAAUCCUAUCGAGGGACGACUACUAGUAACAAGGUACUUGCUCGAAGAGAAGCAUGUCAACAUUCAUAUGGCGGACGGCGAAUUCGAAAAUAGUGCUACUUCGCUUGCGAUGUUGCUCAAGUCUGGGACCAAAGGUCAAGAUGAGAUGAUCAAGCCGUUGCUCACACAUGGCAGGCCAUUGGAGGAGAUAGGUGAGGGUGUGUUGAAAGUAGUCGAGGAGGCAGGAUCUGAAGCGAAUGUCGAGCUGUAUCUGGUGUUGUACCGAGCGCCUAGAGAGACCGUGAAGCUCAUGACUGAAAGACGGACAGACGGGUAUAGACAGGUCGGAGUCGCAGCUAGCAAGGAAGAGUGGAAGACAUGGCUUGGGACCAUGCAGAUCCGUAAAUCGGACGAGAUGCUUGCAGCAGAGGAUCCGAAAGGACGUCCAUUGGAAUGA